AUGACGCACUGCUGCGUGACAAAGUUUGUAGAGGAGGGCUUGGGCUCCAAAGACUUGGUAGUGUUGACCAAAUUCAUUUCGGCUGUAGGUAGACGGUGGUCGAUGUUCUACGUCAGGGUUUCCAUCUUCACUGGGCUUUCCCGCCCUCCUUGCUUCCAAUAGUGGGAGUAGAGCGUAAACUCCUUUGAUGGCAGUGAGUGUGCGUCGAGUAAUCAAACUAAGGAAGAUACACCAAGCAAACAACGGCUUCGUUUUCUUUUUCUCGCUCUUUCCCCUUUCCCAUGUGCCAUACCCACCCCCUCAGCGAGAUGUUGUAGCUGAGUAAAGUUCGCUUCU
Molecule: messenger RNA, 336 nt
Organism: Ectocarpus sp. CCAP 1310/34
Lineage: Eukaryota; Phaeophyceae; Ectocarpales; Ectocarpaceae
Source: the annotation of a GenBank genome assembly